Messenger RNA from Saccostrea cuccullata (small rock oyster), 6078 nucleotides. Its product is annotated as TP53-binding protein 1-like. Gene Ontology annotation, biological process: DNA damage checkpoint signaling; positive regulation of transcription by RNA polymerase II. The transcript is spliced from 33 exons. The coding region runs from base 170 to 4993 and encodes 1607 amino acids. The record is from RefSeq and is a predicted model, not a curated record. Gene Ontology annotation, molecular function: histone binding. Lineage: Eukaryota; Metazoa; Mollusca; Bivalvia; Ostreida; Ostreidae. Gene Ontology annotation, cellular component: nucleus.
AAAAGCUCUUAGCUGUUGAAUAAUGCCAAACAUUCUAUUUCAUGAUGCACAUAGGACGCGUUGGCUCAGGCGCUGUAUCUACGCAUCAUUACCAGACUGGGAUUCUGAGUUUUGUUUUACAAAAAUGUGAUGUGUAUUGCCAUUGAUUAAACUGAAGAUUUGAUGACAGAUGGAGGUGGACGAUUCUGAUUCAGCAAGUAUAGAAUAUGAAUUUGAGACACAGCCAGGAAGUGUUGGUUUCAUGGUGCUGGACUCGCAGUCGGAGCCUCAGGCCAAGAAUACUGAAGAGGGUGAUGUGAUGCAGAUGUGGCCUGCCCUGCAGCCAAGAGAACAGAAAGAGGAGGACGUAAAGACUUCAAGAAAAUGUAUAACCUCUGUAAUGGACACAUCUGGUGAUGAACAAAAACCAACAGAAGCUCCACAAAUUUUAGCAACUGAGACAGAAUUAAGUGAGUCUGAGCUGGAAAAUGAUGUCACUGUGAUUGAGAAACCAGAAAAGACAGACAGUCAAAAGCGAACAACAAGUAAUGAAAAGCCCUCGGCAUUGUUUAGAUCCAUGUCUCCACAGGAUAUGUUUGAAGAUGAGGAGAAAGAAGUGUGUACACCAGCAGGGUUUGUGGGGUCUCUACAUUUGUCUAAUCAGGCCAUGCUGGUCCCUGAAACUACAGAGUCUGAUCCCUUCCCCUCCACCCCAGAAGAAUUUGCCGAUCUCCCAAGAAUAAUACCUAGCUCACCCACAGAUGGGUCUUUUAAAGAUGACUCUAUAGAUAACCCAGCUCACUACGAUCCACAACAAGACUCCACCCUGGCAGAUGAUGUCACUGUCCUGCAGAAACCAAAGUCUGAUAAAUCUGAUGAACUGGAGAAGAAGACUCCAAGUUCCUCUGAGGAAAAAGAGGAAGAGGAGAAACAGACAUCCAAGUCAGAGUCCGUAGAGUAUAAUCCAAAGGGGGUGUCUACAUUGGCUGGGAGUUCAGAUGACCAAUCUCUACACCUACACUACUCUGAAACCCAGAAGUCAUCACAAGCACAGAAACACCCAGCUGAUUCAGUAGAAGUUGUUGGAACUGAGUUUAUGGAUGUCAUUUCUAUUCACAGCACUGAUCCAACUGAGAUGGACCAAGUGCCAGAAUCUCAGGAGCUAUCCUUGAGAUUGACUCCGUCACAGAGUGAUAAAUCGGGCAAAGAAACAGAUAUAGAAAUAGUGCCUGACCAAAACAGAACAAGGCUACCACUGGUUAAAAGUCAAGAUCUAGUCACAGAAAAGCAGACCACAAUUCAAAGAAGACAGGCCUGCCUUUCCCAGCCAACCAAACUGGACAGAAACAUGGAAGUAGAUGUGAGCAGACUUAAGAAAUUAGCUACGGAGGCUAAAAGCAAAGAAUUGGAUGUUACAUUGGCGUCUGAAUCAGAAAACUUUGCGUUGUCAUUACCAAAAGAUGGGGAGCUUUUACAUCCCAAAAUCUCGAAUGGAAAAUUGUCCAGAUCUGGAGUUCAAAAUGAGGCAAGUCAGAGAACCAGUCAAGAAGCAAGACCUAAUCGCUACAUUCUGGAUAGUCUAGAGCAGGGACCCAGUCAAAAAGCAGGGCCUAGUCAUUACAUUCCUGAUAGUCCAGAGCAGGAAACCAGUUGUCAUCGUGUAGACCCUGGUCUAGAGAACACACCACCUGCAGUACCUGUAUCAGUGGAAUCUCAGUCCCAGGGAUCCAAUCAGAGCUUUAUGCUGCUGCAGCCAGACGUACAGAACAUAACCAUCAGGGACUCGGAGGAGACUCAGAAAAAUGUCUUCAAAAGUGUAAAAGGGAGAGAUUCUCCAAGGAAAAGACUGAUUCAAGAGGACAGUGAUGAAGAAGUAGUCAUUGUGCAGAGACACAAGAAGUCCCGACCAUUAAGUCAGGAUGAUUUUGAUGAGGUCACGUGUCAUAUCACAAAGUCACAGUCCAAGCAGACUGGUACCCCUGACAUCACGUCAUUGGAGAAGACAUCCCAGCCGACAGACAAGGUGGCCCCAGGAGGGACUCCGUUAAGGAAGGUUCCGUCUAUCUCUAGUGAGGGCAGCCAGUCGAGAGUCUCCCUCUACAAGAAGACCUCGGUGUCAACAGAGGGGGGAUACCAGGCCAGUGUAGAAGAGGAACACAGCACCACUCACGUGGCUGAGCAGGAACUAGUCGUUCACAGCACCACUCAUGUGGCAGAUCAGGAACUUGUCGUUCAGAGCCACGAACCCGAACCCUUGAUAGCCAUUCCUGUUCACGUUCCAGGAGAAGUGGUUCAAAGCCAUGAAGCUGAAACUAUGAAGGUAACCAAAGCACAGAAGAAACGCAGACACCCAGCGAAUCCAAUAGUACAGACCCCUGUCUCUGGGAAGAAAAGAAAGUGUCUAACAAAGCUGAGGAUCAGGAAAAGUUCCCCCAAAGAAACCACAGAAGCUGUGACCCCCACUUUAUUGACGACGCCCACUGUGACUACAACUUCAUCUACCAGCGGCGAGGAAGGCUCCCAGAUCAAUGCGACAAGGCCAAGCCUGCUGUCCGAGAGGUCAACCAUCGUCCUCUCGCCACCGCUGGCCCGGGCAUCAUCCCUGGAAUCUGUGCUGGCUAAGCCACCUCUGAUGUCCACAUCAGUGACACCGACAAACAGACCAACGAAGGUCAGGACAAGUCAAACAGAACCCAGGUUCAAGGUUCCACCGAGGAGGUCAUCAGAUUUAGAUCAACAACUGACUGCUUCACAAGACGUUGAACGCAAGACCAUCAUUGUAAAGGUCAAGCAGUUUGAAGUGCGGACAGAAAUAACAGAAAUCAUAAGGCAGGGAAAGGUGGUGUCCAAAACCGAGAAGGAGAUAGCAAAGGAGCCAGUGACCAUUAAAGUGAAGACUUAUCAGGAACUGGAGGCCUUGUCUCCUAGUACUCUGUCCCCCUCCCGCACAGGAAGUUCCUUGACCUCAGGCGACCUGGGUGACAUCAGUUCAAGUCUCUCAAAGUCAGGGUCAUCUAACGUUCCGUCUUCGUUGAGUGAACAUGAUGUACCAUCAAGGCAACCAAGCAUCUUAAGUCUGGAUGGCAGUACUGAGGUGUCACAGGUAAUCUCCCCUGUCCAGGAAUUACCAGAGCCCACAGACAGAGUUGUGGUGGCCCCGCCGGUGGUUACCGGCACCACCACUCCAGUCCCCUCUACAAGAUCGGCCUCCUUUUCUCCUAAUGUCUCCACUGGGUUCAGUAUUGAUUGUGCCUCUGUCCAAGCCGAGUCAGUGGUCAGUAAACCCAGUACUAGUGCAGGAGCUGGUAGAGAAGUUCCAGAAGAGAAACAGAGGGGUGGAUCUAGUGGAGAAGUCAGUUCUGAGGUUCCUUAUCAAGAUGAAGUCAAUGUGAUGGCGACCUCGGAAACUACUGGAGUCGGCUUGAUCCGAACGGAGCCUGUGAAAGAUUCCAGGAUAAUGGCUAAGUGGAAAGAUGGCUAUUUUUAUCCAGGGACAGUACUAAAAGUUGAUGGGUCUAGGUUCCACGUGAAGUUUGAUGAUGGAGACUGCUGCUGGGUUAGACACUCUCAGAUUCUGUGGGUGGAGCGCCUCCCUCUGGGGCAGCCUGUCAUGGUUCAGUCACAGGACGGCUACUUUGAUGCUGGUCUGAUUGUGGGGCAGGAAAAGAAGGGCGGGGUCGUACAGUACUCUGUGGAGAAGGACUCGGGGGAACAACGACUGUUUCACAAGAGUCAGGUGAUUUUAAAUGAGGACCAGGCUAACCUAUUGUUGACUGACCUCCCAGUCUCCCCCCAGAAGUCUGCUCCCACUGUAGAGCCUAAUCCAGGCAACGUUAGUCUGGAUAACCUGGUUGAGGGAAAGAGGAGAGUGGGCAGUAAGUAUGCCCAGAGUGAAUGGCCUGACUCCAGACCUGGGAAAUCGUCAGAUUCCACGGACACGCCCAGCAAAUCUAAACCACACAGGUCCUCAACCAGAAAAGCAGCCAACAAAACCGAGGAAUUCGAGAAACCUUCUACAUCAAAAGGAAUGAGGAGGAAUGAAGAGUCAGAUUCAGAGAAACCUUCAACUUCACGGGACCCGAGGAAAAAAUUCCCACCCAUACCCCAGAAAGCAACCAGUACACCCACACCAAAAGAAAAGGGGAAGGGCAAAAGGAAAGCAGUAGACUCUGAAUCCACCCCUACAUAUCCUGACAUACCUGUAGCUGUCUCUCCUAUAGAACAUAGGAGAUCUCCUAGAAAGGUCAGACAAGGUUUAUUUGACAAAGAGAAGCAGCCAUCCAAUCCCUUGCCAUUUGCUGGUUUUGUGUUUCUGCUGACUUAUGUGGAGAAAUCCAGAGACUUUAAGGAAGAGGAAAAGGCUCUCCUACGUAAUCCAAACUUAACUUCUGAUGAGAGCUCAGCAGAAAAUGAAGACGAGACUCCCUUUGAUAAACAAGACAUCACUAGGAGGAUAGUAGCAGGGGGAGGAAAAGUCCUGGACAAGUUUGAUGAGGCCGAGAUUGCCAGUGCCAAGCAGUGUUUCCUGAUCUCUAACUCCUACCAGAGGACCAUUAAAUACUUCCAGUGUCUGGCCGCCGCCAUUCCAUGUGUGUCUCACCUCUGGAUCAGGGAUUCCUCCUCUGAGGGAAUGCUGUUGGAUUACAAAGCUUACAAACUGCAAGCUGGAGUCAGCAUAGAAAAAAGGAAGCUUAUGGAAUGGUCUAACAGGAAGGGGGAUCUAAAGGGCCUGUCUGUGUUUGUGUCCUCCUCCCACAAGAAGUUCCUGGAGGAGUGGUCCUUUACUCUGAGGUUAGCCGGGUGUCAGGUGCUGGACAAACUGCCAUCUGUUAAUUCAGGUACACCUGUUAAUGUGAUAGUGACUGAUCUCACCUGUCCUAAAUCUGUGUUACGUUACAGUAAGAAGUAUGCAAUCCCCUUGGUGGCCUCAGAGUGGGUCAUUCAGUGCUUGAUUAAUGGUAAAAGACUGAGUUUUACAGGACACCCAAGAUACAGUUAUGACUUCAAAGUGUGACAAAACUAGAGGGUUUUACAUUUAAAUUUGAAUCAUUGUAUAAAUACACAUGUCCACUCCUAAUAACCCCUAGAUCCACCACAUUUUAUAUUCAACAGGAAUAAUACUCCUUGAUAUCAUAUAGAUGUGCCUCGUAGUCUUGAUCAAUUCAUCAUGAGAUAGAAUUCAGUAGAAUGCAGUUGGUGUAUAAAAAAGACUGCAAGAUUAUAAAAAUUCUGUAAGGUGUUAGCCAUUAAAAAAUAAUGGACAGUGUACUGAAAGGAGGGGAAAAUCAUAUGUAUUUGUACAUGCAUGUACAUGUUAAUUGUAUACAUUUCAUUUACUUGAGAUUUUAUUUUUCAGUUUUAUCAUUUGUUGCUCAUAUAUGUACUUUUAAUGUUUUCCAUUUUCUGUUCUUAGUAAUUAGUAAUAAUUUUAAUUUUUGUAAACACAGACAAUUGCUGUGUUAAACUAUGACUACUCAUAACAAAAGGCAAGCUUCUUUGUACAUGCCUGUGGAUUCUUGUAUCUUAUUAAAAAUAGACCUAACGAAUAAUGAGAAAAUGUGCUUUCUUAGCUGAAAUGCUAGUACAAUUUAUGUAUACAAAGUAUCCACAAGCAUUUUCACUUCACCUCUGUAACUUACAGUUUUGUGUAAACUGCUUUAAUUUAUUUAAACUUUAAAGAAUUUUUGUUUGAGGAUAUUUGCUUUUAUAAGAGGAAUUUGUUGCAUGAAAAAUAUUUUGAAUUUUUAACACAAAAUGUAGAAAAAUAAAAGAGAAGUCAAAAUUUUUAUUCAGGAUUCUUUUAAUAUAUUCUCUACAUUACAUUAUAGACAUGCUACUUUUACAAACCCCUGAUUUAAUGAAAAUUGUAUUUUUUUAUUUUUACUUUAAACAUGGUUGUGAAGUUAGGAAUAUUUUAAGGAUUAUGUAAUGACAAUUUUAGUUGUCUUCUUUUCACAUCAAUUUCCUACAUACUGUACAUGUAAUCCUAAAAACACACUUCCAAGGUGUAACUGUGCAUGCUUUAUUCUGGCCACUCCCAUUUUUUUUUAAGUCCUCUGUGCCAAAAUUAUUUUUCAGUGAUUAAAAAAUACAACUGAG